GCGAACAACGAAGAAAAUUUUCCACACGACAUUUUUCGCUUCGCUUUGAAACGUGGAGAAAUAAAUUUGCAAAAACAAAACUUUGAUAAAUGCACGGGAACGGCAAACGCAACAACGAAAGCAAUACCUUUAACAGUUUCAAAGUGAUUUUGGCAAACGGCGAAAGAAAAGUGAUAUAAAUCAACAAACGAGAAACGAAACUGCAGAUGUUAUAGGGUGGCUAGUUGAGGUGCCAGUUGGCAGUGUGCUGAGGGCCAGUGCGGCAGCCUGAGCCACAGCCAAAGAUAGCAACAGAACAGAAACCGAACCGAACCGAAAAAAGAAGGAAUCGAAGGUGGAGUUGAAGACGAAGUCGAAGUCGGUAAUUGCGAGCCAGAAUCAAGAUCAAGGAUGCCCGCUAGCCGCAACCGGCACAGGAACGGGCACAAUACAGCAGCAGCAGUAGAGUUAGAGCAAGCAAUAGAGUUCGAGAGAGAGAUAGAAGUAGUAGAAGACGUAGAAGUAGUUGUUGUUGUGGAGGAGGAAGGAUCUGCGGAAGUAGCGCUACUCACAAGGCAGCUCAUGUCAAUGUCGAAGUCAAAGUCGGAGUCAAAGUGAAAGCAUUUUACUGCAGACGACACUGGAGUCGAUGUGAAAGAAGGUUGUGCUAUAUCUAAAUAGUAAAUAAAGUAAAGUAAAGUAAAGUAAAGUAAAUAAAUAAUAAAUAACAAAACAUAAACAUAAGCAACAAAAGCAUAAAUACAAAUACAAAAUACAAAUACAAAUUCAACAAAGCAAAAAAGCAAACAAAGAGCAACAAAAGCCCAAAGGGUACAUGAUAUAAUAUAUACAAACACACACACACCCACACACACAUUGCAUAUAUAUAUAUAUAGUAGAUAUAUGUAUGAUGUAAGGCAUCUGGCAUCUACAGUCAUAAGUAGUUUAUAAAAUUUUAUCGAACGGUCCAAAACUGGCAAGUGGCAAAAGUGUGAGCGCGUAGCAAAAGCAAAAGCGGAGACACAAUGUCUGUGGACUUUAUACUGCCCAAUCGCAACAAGAUACAAACGAUUGCCUAUGCGAGCAAGAAGUAUGCGACGACGGCUGCCACAGAACUUCAGAGCUGGCGACGUCCCAAGCCAAAGCCAAAGGCGGCGGCGAAGCCUCGAGGUGGACACCAACAGCAGCAGCAGCAGCAGCAUGACAGCGAUAGCGCCAGCACUGCCAGCAAGCCGGUGGACGCAGACGAUGAUGUCACCGAAGACUUAAUAGCUGCAUUUAGAGUAUUCGAUCGUGAUGGGAAUGGUUUUAUAACGCGAGAUGAACUGCAGACCGCCAUGGAAAUGAUUGGCGAGCCCUUGAACGAACAGCAACUGGAGCAGCUGCUGGCAAUUGCCGAUUUGGAUCAGGAUGGUCGCAUUAAUUACGAGGAGUUUACGAGACUUUUGCUCUAAGUCCGCAAUUGAGUGCAAUUACAAAAAAAACCACACAAAACACAAAGAGAAUGGCGAAAUGUUUAACAAAUUCAACUUAAUUUAUAAGUGAUUACUAACAUACUCAGACAACAAAAUUGAAUGAAUGUUUUAUACAAAAAAAAAAAAGAAAAGAAAGAAAAACAUAAAUUUAUAUUAUUAGUUAUGUUAAGAACUUGGAAGGAAUUCGAAGGAACACAAGCACACACACACACACAUGCAUAAAUCUCACUUUGAGUUGAUCUUCAUCACACACACACACAUACACACACAAACACACAAAAUUAGUUUCUAAAUCAUGCGAAUUUUUGAAAUUCAUUUUUUUAUACGAAUUAAGUUCAUAUUUGGAGCAAGCUAUAAUUAAUGCAUAAAUUAUAUAGUUCGAUGUGAAAUCAUUACACACACACAUACAUACUUACAUAUAUAUAUGCAUAUUCGGAUAAGUCUGAGCGCGUGAGUGAUAUUGUGUUUAGGGUGCUGCAAAACAACAAAAACAGAGUAUGUAAAAAAAAGAAAUUUAAUUACUGCAUAUAUGUAAAACGAACGUAAAUUAGUUAAAAUGCUUGUGUUUUAAACAAUAACAACAAAAUCAAAAAAACAAAAAACAACAACAAAGCCACAAAAUGUUUCAAAUUUGCUAGCUUAAGCAUAUAAAAUAAAUGUUUACCAUUUAAAUAAGAAAUAAAUUUAUAAUAAAAAAAACCAAUUAUUUUAUUUCGACUUGGAAAAUACAUAUAUGAAAUGAUGAUAUAUGAAAUACACAAAACACACAUCAAGAAAUGCACAGAAAUCAUAAAAGUUAUAUUAAAUGUCGAGAAAUAUGAUUGUUAAACUAUUUAAAGAUAUAUGUAUAAAAAUAUAUAAACUAUUUAUUGGAAAAGCAAACAAUUAUCAAAAUGCAAUUGAAUUGCAAAAUCAAAUUGAAAAUCUCCAACAACAAAUGAAAAUAAACAAAACAAUUGUGGAAUUUUCGAAGCAUAUAAGAAGUAUAUAUUUUAUAAACAAAUUUUGAUUAAAAUAAAACAAUUAAAAUCAAUAUAUCAAAAUCUAUAUUACUACAGUCUAUUGUCUAGUCAUCUAAACUUCUUUCUUCCAUAAGUUUGCUUCCUUUAAGUUGAUUUCAUAAAAUAAAAUAAAAUAAAACACAAAAUAAAAAAAAUACCAAAAAUUCGAGUCCAUUGCAUCGCCGUCCCGGUACCAUUAGUUUAUAGCAGAUAUAAACAAAAUCGUAUUGUGGUUUCAAAUAUUUGAAACAUUUGCAGAGUUAACUCAACAAUAUACUUAUAUCCAUUUAUAUAAAAAGUGCUCUUGAUUGAUCGUCACAAAUCAAAAUAAAAUACCACAUAUUUAGCGAGAGAGAGAAAGGGAGAAGAAAUUCACUAGAUGACGCAAUAAUUCAUCAGGUCAAUGGUACAAAAUAAACAAA
Drosophila nasuta is the source of this 2877-nucleotide messenger RNA. It is a transcript of the gene Eip63F-1, whose product is annotated as Ecdysone-induced protein 63F 1. The coding region runs from base 1005 to 1433 and encodes 142 amino acids. The transcript is spliced from 5 exons. The record is from RefSeq and is a predicted model, not a curated record. Lineage: Eukaryota; Metazoa; Arthropoda; Insecta; Diptera; Drosophilidae. Gene Ontology annotation, molecular function: calcium ion binding.